AUGCCUAUUGGCGUUCCAAAAGUACCUUUUCGAAGUCCUGGAGAAGGAGAUACAUCUUGGGUUGACAUAUACAACCGACUUUAUCGAGAAAGAUUGUUUUUUUUAGGCCAAGAGGUUGAUACCGAAAUCUCGAAUCAACUUAUUAGUCUUAUGAUAUAUCUCAGUAUAGAAAAGGAUACCAAAGAUCUUUAUUUGUUUAUAAACUCUCCUGGUGGAUGGGUAAUAUCUGGAAUGGCUAUUUAUGAUACUAUGCAAUUUGUGCGACCCGAUGUACAGACAAUAUGCAUGGGAUUGGCCGCUUCAAUAGCAUCCUUUAUCCUAGUCGGAGGAGAAAUUACCAAACGUAUAGCAUUCCCUCACGCUAGGGUAAUGAUCCAUCAACCCGCUAGUUCGUUUUAUGAGGCACAAACGGGAGAAGUUAUCUUGGAAGCGGAAGAACUACUAAAACUUCGCGAAACCAUCACAAGGGUUUAUGUACAAAGAACGGGCAAACCUAUAUGGGUUGUAUCCGAAGACAUGGAAAGGGAUGUUUUUAUGUCAGCAACAGAAGCCCAAGCUCAUGGAAUUGUUGAUCUUGUAGCGGUUCAAUAA
Raphanus sativus (radish) is the source of this 591-nucleotide messenger RNA. NCBI's taxonomy places the organism in Eukaryota, Viridiplantae, Streptophyta, Magnoliopsida, Brassicales, Brassicaceae. The record is from the annotation of a RefSeq genome assembly.